AUGAAGUACGCAUUCAUCACCUUCGCGAUCGUGAUGAUGGCAGCAGCACUGUCGUCGUCUAGCAACAGCCAUGUCGGCGCCUCGCCUCGACGACUCAUCAAGCGCGCCAUGACCAUCGCCCAAUGCUUCAAAAUCUCGGGCACGACACCAGGGCGCGGUUUCCAGGCUGUCAGCAGCAUCACGUUGGGCGCGUUGGACUUGGAUUUCAGCGACCCAGAUCCGCUGAAGAUUACUCUGUCCUCGCCCGACAUGAAGGUCGGCGUCAUCCCUGGUCUCCCUGUUCCCAUUACCGGCGCCCGACAAAACGUCAUUCUUGUGGAUAAGGGUGUUGAGAUCGCCACAUUCAACACGCCAUGGGUUCCUGGUGUGAUGAAUGGAAACGUACUGGAAACGACCGUUGGCAGCACGACCCUCAACGUCAAUUACGCCAAUCAAGACCAGUUCUCGGCCUUCAUCGCUUCCUUGACCACCAACCCCGCGCAUACCUUCACGCUCAAGGGAACCGUCGAUGUCAACUUCACCUUAACCCUCCCUUUUUCGGUGCGGACCAUCACCAUCGAUGGAAUAUACUUUGAGUCCGAUGUCACCCUGAAAGGGUUUUCCAAUUUUCCUGGCAUCCAGUUUGUCGAGCUGAUCGAAAAGACCGAAAACGCCGACAAAAGCUUUACCAUCAAGUCCAAGGUCAACAUCAAGAGCGCCUCCCAGCUCAGUGUCAAGAUGGGUGAUGUCCGGUUCAACACCUUUGACGCCGUGUCGUCUGAACCCAUUGGGGUCACGACCCUCGAGCAGUUGAACCUGGUGCCCGGGGAUAACUUCAUCAUUGCCGUGACGACCUCCACUAGCGCUACAACGAACCCGCACGAUAUCUUUACGCGUGUGUCAAAGAAUGGCGAAAAGUUCAGAUUGAAAGGGUUUGCCGCAUCGUCCGCGACCGACACUAUCCUGGGUAACGGUAUCGCUGCCGUGGAGACUACUGUCGAUAUCCCUAUUCUCGACAAAGCUGCCUAA
Linnemannia hyalina is the source of this 1008-nucleotide messenger RNA. Lineage: Eukaryota; Fungi; Mortierellomycota; Mortierellomycetes; Mortierellales; Mortierellaceae. The record is from the annotation of a GenBank genome assembly.